Molecule: messenger RNA, 960 nt
Organism: Arabidopsis thaliana (thale cress)
Lineage: Eukaryota; Viridiplantae; Streptophyta; Magnoliopsida; Brassicales; Brassicaceae
Exons: 4
Coding region: 217-513 (98 amino acids)
Source: RefSeq, marked reviewed
AAACCAAAUCUCUAUACCAGAAACCAAACCAAUUAAUUUUAUUAAAUCGAUCGAUUAUAGCGAAAACAAUAAACCGAACCAAACCAAACCGAGUCUCUCUCGCUCUCUCUCGUUUAGGGCUUAUUUACUGAGUUUCUGUAGUCUCUUCUUUGGUUCCGUCUUCGAGAUUGAUCUGAUUUGCUUUGUUGUUUUCUUUCUGCUACAAGUAGAUAAAAAAUGGCAUGGCGCAGUGCAGCACGCUCUUUCGUCUCCGCUACAGCUAGAGCUCCGUCUCUCCGAUCUCCGCCGCCAACGCUUCCCCGCCUCCGUCCUUCCCAAUCCUCUUUGCCCCGCCGCCGAUUUGCCUCUUUCACUAAUCCCAGGAAUUUGGGAGAGCUAGGAUGCACAGAGUCAUUCUUGCCUCUGUACAAUGUUGUGGCUGCAGCGAGACUCACAUCUCACCUUAAUGUUAAUCUGCGAGCUUUCUGCGAACUCUCUAACGGUACCUUCCCACGCACUUGUCAAGAUCGCUAAUUACUCUCCAUUUGGAAUGGAAAAGAUGGGUGAUGGAAGUGGAUUUUCAGUCGCUGGCAAGAGAGGUGCUACUGCUUUGUACUUGAAUGCACAAAGUGGAUGCAUCAGUUAUCUUGAAGCAGUUGGAGACUUGAGAAAAGGGGUGUACCAAGAAGAACUCAUUGGUUGUUUUGUGUUCCAUUAGGAACCAAAAACUAUAUACAUUAUUAUCGAUCUUCCUUCGCUUUUGUCAAUUUCCAGUUUUAGAAUAUCACUGGAUUUCUCUUCAUAUUUCUUGUUGUUUAGCCCAAUGGCUUUAAAUACUUGAGGGUAGAUUCAGCAAAUUCUUGAAGAACCAUUGUUUCAUCGUUGUAUUUAUAAUGUUAUGAACUCCCUUCGGGUUUCCUGAAAGGAAUUUAAAGAAAACUUUCUUAUAGUGAAAAGAGUUCGAGAGUCACCGUCUCUUCC